CCGGCCGGUGGACGACACACACACACGAGACAACGAUGUCAAAGGAAGCGCGAGGAAAAGAUGUGAUGGAGGGGAAGAACGCCAUUCUGCUGGGCAUGAGCCAGUGGAACUCAAACGACCUGGUGGAGCAGAUUGAGACACUUGGGCACAUUGAGGACCAAUCACAUGAGAGUCUGUACCACCUCGGUGGCCCACACUGCGAUCCUCAGAGCAGCAUUGAAGGACUGGAGGACACAGAGGGGAAAUGUAGGACCCACGUGUUGCUGCUGGUGGUGCACGGGGGCAACAUCCUGGACACGGCGGGUGGGGACCCGAGCACAAAAGCUGGCGACGUCACCACGCUGGCAUCGGUGCUGGAGAAGGUGACGCGGGCGCAUUUCCAGGCUGCCGCCGAACAUGUGAUGAUCAAGCUAGUGCCAUGCCCGGCUGUGUGUGCCGAAGCCUUCUCCCUGGUUUCCAAUCUCAACCCGUACAGUUAUGAUGAGAGCUGUGUGUCCAGUAGCGUGGACCACCUCCCCCUGGCCGCCCUCCCGCUCCUGGCCAUCGUCUCGCCGCGCUACCAGGAUGCGGUGGCCACCGUCAUCAGCAGGGCCAACCAGGUCUACCACAGCUUCCUGCAGUCAGACGACGGCCAGGGAUUCAGGGGCCAGGUGUGCCUGAUGGGCGACUGUGUUGGGGGGGUGCUGUGCUUCGAUGCCCUGUGCUUCAGCAGUCACCAGAGGCCCGGUAGCCCCAACAACAGCAGUCAAAACAACAGCACCGAGAGCCUGAAGGAUAAUCCAGGCCAGCUAGGGGAGGUCAGCCCGUGCCUGAGCUCCAGCAAGAGGCUGAGCAAGAGCAACAUUGAUAUCUCCGCCCCCAACGAAGGACACAGCCAAGCUCAGCAGCCUCUCAGCCGCAAGCAGAGCGACUCGUUCGACGGGGACACGUCCUCCGCCGGCCAGCACCACAGCUUUUUCUCCAGAAUCAGAACCAGUACCAUGAAGGAGAACGCCGAGGCGCGCGGCAGCAGCAACACCAGUUUGCUGUUCAACCCGGGCCAUUUUGACUUCGAGGUGUCAGACUGCUUCCUGAUGGGCUGUCCUCUGGGUCUGGUGCUGGCCAUGAGACGAACCGUCCUGCCGGCCGUCCAGGUGAACCACCUUCGCCCGGCCUGCUCGCAGAUCUUCAACCUGUUUUACCCCUCGGAUCCCUCCGCCUCCAGACUGGAGCCGCUGCUGCAGCCUCUCUUCCACAGGCUGCCGCCGUUUGCUGUGCCACGCUACCAGCGUUACCCUCUAGGGGAUGGACGCACGAUGCUCAUAGGUUUUCAGUUGCAAACAAUGCAUAGCGCGUGGGAGGAUCACGCUGUUCCCCCCCCCCCCGAGCAGGCUCCAUCAACCCGGGGGCGCAGGGCCAGCUUGACCAGCGUGGACAGCCAAACAUCGGUUUGCUCGGAGGGCAAGCUGGGCAGCACCAUAGCCAACAUCUCCAGUAGCUGGUGGGGCUCAAAGCGCCUGGACUACGCUCUUUACUGCCCCGAUGUGCUGACUGCCUUCCCCACGGUGGCUCUGCCUCACCUUUUCCAUGCGUCCUACUGGGAGUCCACUGAUGUGGCAGCCUUCGUUCUCCGACAGCUCAUGCGCUGUGACUGCGUAAAGACCCAGGAAGCCGACAGCUUGGACUCCGCACCCUUCUCCCCCUCCAGCCCACGGGAGAAGUGGCUUCGGAGGAGGACACACGUCAAGCUGCGGAACGUCACCGCCAAUCACCGGGUCAAUGACGUCAUUGCCACCGAGGAAGGACCUCAGACUCUGGUUGGUCGGUUCAUGUACGGGCCCUUGGACAUGGUAACGCUGACUGGAGAAAAGGUAGACAUCUUUCUGAUGACCCAGCCGCCGUCUGGACGCUGGGUGCACUUCGACACGGAGGUGACGAACAGCAGUGGCCGAGUCAACUAUACCGUUCCCAAGAGCAAGAAACUGUCCCUGGGCGUCUACCCCAUUAAAAUGGUGGUCAAGGGGGACCAGACGAGUGCGGAGGGCUACCUGACGGUGCUGCCGUGGGGUAUGGAGUGUGUGGUGUUCAGCAUUGAUGGCUCUUUCGCAGCCAGUGUCUCCAUCAUGGGCAGUGACCCCAAGGUGCGACCUGGAGCUGUGGACGUUGUCAGGCACUGGCAGGACCUGGGCUAUCUGAUCAUUUACAUCACGGGCCGCCCCGACAUGCAGAAACAGCGUGUGGUAUCCUGGCUUUCUCAGCACAACUUCCCCCAUGGAAUGAUAUUUUUUUCUGAGGGUCUGGUCCACGAUCCCCUGCGUCAGAAGACCAUCUUCCUUAGGAACUUGGUGCAGGAGUGUCACAUUAAGAUCAACUCGGCCUACGGCUCCAUGAAGGACAUCUCGGUUUACAACAUGCUGGGCCUCAACCCGUCCCAGAUUUAUAUCGUGGGUAGGCCUUCGAAGAAGUACCAAAAUCAGUGCCAGUUCCUGAGCGAAGGCUAUGCUGCACACCUCUCCACCCUCCAGUUUGGCCACAGAGCUCGACCCAAAAAGACCUCCUCGGUCCGUAUGGUCCUUAGAAAGGGCUCCUUCGGUCUCUCGGCCAAGCCCGACUUCCUGUGCAAGCGCACCCAUCUGCGCCGGACCAUGUCGGUCCAGCAGCCUGACCCGCCGUGCACCCCCAACCCCAAACCCGAACGUGCCCAGAGCCAGCCAGAGUCGGACAAGGACCACGGGGGAGGCGGGCCAGGUGUGUGGGGGCGAGCCUCCAUGCAUCGUGGAGACACCACUCCCUGACGUCAGAAAAACAAAAAAGAAUCGGAAGGACGGAGGGAGGACGGAGGAGGACGAGAACGAUGGCGUCUCAGUGUCCAGGGCCAAGUUGUGUCUCCGCCUAUAUGUAAAAUGGAUCCCGUGCCAGUAACCCCGUCCAGCCGUGUUCCUCCUCCUGCUUGGCCCUCUGCACCCCUCUGUGCUCGGCCCGUUUUCCUGGACCGCCCGGCGGGUCGCGUCACGUGCUGUUGUGCUCUGUGCCUGAACUCGUACCCCGUGUGUGACCUCGCAGUGACUCUCCCAGUGCCGUG
Molecule: messenger RNA, 3061 nt
Organism: Lampris incognitus (smalleye Pacific opah)
Lineage: Eukaryota; Metazoa; Chordata; Actinopteri; Lampriformes; Lampridae
Gene: pitpnm3
Product: PITPNM family member 3
Exons: 23
Coding region: 36-2774 (912 amino acids)
Biological process (GO): phospholipid transport
Cellular component (GO): cytoplasm
Molecular function (GO): phosphatidylcholine intramembrane carrier activity; metal ion binding; phosphatidylinositol binding
Source: RefSeq, a predicted model, not a curated record